Molecule: messenger RNA, 1495 nt
Organism: Aspergillus candidus
Lineage: Eukaryota; Fungi; Ascomycota; Eurotiomycetes; Eurotiales; Aspergillaceae
Gene: hapB
Product: transcription activator HAP2
Exons: 1
Coding region: 138-1223 (361 amino acids)
Biological process (GO): regulation of transcription by RNA polymerase II
Cellular component (GO): CCAAT-binding factor complex
Molecular function (GO): RNA polymerase II cis-regulatory region sequence-specific DNA binding; DNA-binding transcription factor activity, RNA polymerase II-specific
Source: RefSeq, a predicted model, not a curated record
CAAUCACUACUACCAACCAGACAGUUGCUCUUCCCGCCAUCGCCAUUGGUUCUGAUCUUCACAUUCCAGUUCGCCGACCUUAUCCAAUCAACUUUGUGUACUGAACGCGUGCUGGCAAGGACCACCGCGACAUCAGAAUGGAGUACCCCCCGCAAUACCAACAGCCUCAUGGCCAGCACCCCCACGGCCCCUCUCACAUUGCCGCCCCAUACCAGGCCGGACCGCAGAAUCCAGGCUCAGCCGUCGGAUCGAUGGCUUCUCCCACAAAUCCGCAAGCUCAUAUGCAACCCGCCCACCCGACGCAUCAGACAUCCCCCAUUGUUCCGUCGCAGUCGCAUUAUCAGCCCCCGCAAAAUGCGCCCGGCGCGGUACAUCCGCAGAUGAACUUCCCUCAGUCGUACGGCGUCGCCGCCGCCAUCCCCCAACAGUAUGGCAUCUCGCCGACGCAAGCCGCUGCCAUGGCGACCGCUGCCGCCUCGGGCCAGUUUUACCCGCUCCACCAAGACUCCAUGACUGGGCAGGUUCCACAAGGACCGAGGGGAUCUCCCCGCAUGGGAGGUGUUCCGGUCAAGGACCGCAACCCUCGGUCCCCUCCAAUGCCUGGUCAGAUGCCCCCGAUGGGUUCUCAGGUACCGAUGGGCCAGGGCGCCCAAUUGCAGCAGCGUCGCAUGAGCCACGUUGGCAGCCCACACGUGCCGAAUUCCCAGCCGGUGAUGGCCCACGUGACUCGGCCUUCCGGGCCGCCCGCCAUGGGGCCCCCGCCCCCGGCCCCGGUCCAGCAAAGUCAGCCUUCUCCGGAGUUGGUCGCGGGCGCCGCAGAGGAAUCGCCGCUUUACGUCAACGCUAAGCAAUUCCACCGCAUCUUAAAGAGACGUGUUGCGCGACAGAAACUGGAAGAGCAGUUGAGACUGACGUCCAAGGGCCGUAAGCCAUACCUGCACGAGUCGCGUCACAAUCACGCGAUGCGGCGACCGCGUGGCCCCGGUGGUCGAUUCCUGACGGCCGAUGAAGUGGCCGCCCUGGAGAAAAAGGGCGGUCAAUCCAUGGACCAAGAGAACGUGGACGUGGGCGCGACCAAGGGGUCUGGGGAGAACCCUCCCUCGGCGCAGAAGCGCAAGUCAAGUCAUCUCAAUGAUGAAAACGCCACGCCCGUGAAGAAGACCAAGACUGGCAAGGCGGAGGACAGCGAGGAGUCUGCAGAGGCCUCCGACGAGGAGAGUUGAGCAGUUUCUCUUUUCCGUUCCGUAUCUUUAUCGUGAGGGUUACUCGUCCGCGUUGCCUUUACCCUUUUUUUUUUCUUUUUGGUUAUCUUUGGUUUCUGUUCCCUCUUGUCUUCUUUUUCUUCGUAUCUAUUGAUGAUGGUUUUUACGGAUCGACGCGAUGUUGGAAUUCCCCUUUUUGUGCUUUCUCAAACCCGUGUUUUUCUUAUUCUGGAGCAAGCGAUGUGUGGUAUGGAUCUACGACGGCUUUGUUCUUGUUCUUUGUGUUGUCGCAC